Molecule: messenger RNA, 2074 nt
Organism: Drosophila simulans
Lineage: Eukaryota; Metazoa; Arthropoda; Insecta; Diptera; Drosophilidae
Gene: mrj
Product: dnaJ homolog subfamily B member 6-A
Exons: 6
Coding region: 79-1119 (346 amino acids)
Cellular component (GO): cytoplasm; nucleus
Molecular function (GO): protein-folding chaperone binding; protein folding chaperone
Source: RefSeq, a predicted model, not a curated record
ACGCAUUAGAUUGCAAUUCGUGCUGAAACGAUAUACAGCGAAUAGAGACCACCAAGAACUCGAAGACACAUCGCCAACAUGGUUGACUACUACAAAGUUUUGGACGUGGCGCGAUCCGCCACCGAUAGUGAAGUGAAGAAGGCAUAUCGAAAACUGGCACUGAAAUGGCACCCAGACAAGAAUCCCGACAACCUGGAUGAGGCCAACAAGCGCUUCCGCGAGCUGUCCGAAGCCUACGAAGUUCUUUCCGAUGCACGUAAGCGCAGGAUCUACGAUGCCCGGGCCACGCUGCACAAAUCCUCGAACAGCGGAAGCAGCAGCAGCAACAGCAGCUCCUAUACCCGCUACCGCAGCGGCGGCAGCGGUGGAUCGUCGUCCUAUGGACGUGACUACGACUACGACUACUAUCCGGGCUCGGGGUAUGGGUCUGGUGCCGGGCGGCGUUCCGGCAACCGCUACCAGGCCUUCACGUUCCGCAACAUUUUCGAGGGCACUCCGUUCCACAAGAUGUUCGAGAAAAAGCGCCGCAUAUACGAUGAGUAUGGCAAAGAUGGACUGGGCGAUCGUGGCCAGAGUCGCUCGCAUACCCGCCACCACUACAGCACACACGAUUUCGAUGACUUUGAUAUUAUGGGCGGCUUUCAGUUUGCAUUCCGCCCGCCCGAGGAAGUGUUCCGUGAGUUUUUCGGCAUACACUCGCCCUUCGCCGACUUAUUCCGAGAUGCCAACGGUUAUUCGAAUGUCAGCACGAGCGGCUCGAGUGGCAGUCGACGCAAUGGCGGCAGCAGUGGAUCAUCUCGCCACCAUCAUCAUCACCACCAGCACAAAGUGGCCAGUCCGUUCGGGGCUCCAAUGCUUAACUACUCAAUGAUGGACUUCUUUAUGCCCACCAGCGGCUUCACCUCGUUCUCGUCGAUGACCAACGGCCAUGGCAGCAGCGGUGUCACCCACAUCUCCAGCGGACCCGGUGCCAGUGUCAAGCGCACCUCCACUUCGACGGUGUUUGUGGAUGGCAAGAAGUUGAUGACCAAACGGGUCGUCGAAAACGGCAAGGAAACUGUCUUUUCAUAUGAAAAUGAUGUCCUGAAAUCAAAGACUGUGAUGGGCUCCCUUCAAUAGCUAAUUAAUUAAAUUCACACAUAAUAUAUAUAUAAAUAUCAACAUAAAUCAACAAAGGAAAAGUCAUAAAUGUAAAGCCGAAUGAAUAUUAACUAACAAGCCCAAGAAGAACUCGGAAUUCGUUACCGCUUCGAAAUAUGAUACGUUUAACCACUUUGUUCUACACUACAAUUUAGUUACUUUUAAUGGACCGAACAGCAGCAUAAAUGAAUCAAUCAGCCAGCGAAGGACCAAGCAAAAGUUAAUCAACAGCAGAAACACUACCAGCAGCGAUAUCCACACCAAAAAUAUGGAAAAUGGAACAGGCCAUUGAAUUAAAUCAAAAUUCCCCGUAAUAGCGAAAUAUCGAAAUUUAUUUUUUAAGCAUAAUUUUUGCAUACAGCUGCCCUACUACAAAAUUGCACCGGUGGAAUAAAGCCAGCACCAUCGGCAUGAGAAUCAAUUGAAGACCCAUACUGAAAAUUUAGCCAAUAAGUUCUAGGGGCCAGACUUUAAAUGCUGUUCGGAGCGAGUGUGUUUGGGUGUAUAUCUUUUGGGGGGGGUAAUUAUGUAUUCUUCGUGUAUGUAUCGUUAGUCACUUAAGUUGCCACAAUACUUACUAGGAAAUCGAAAGCUGAGAAAUGCAAUCUAAGCAAUGAAGCGGAAUUAAAAUAGGCUUUGCGUUAAUAUUUCUAUACAUUGUAAGGGAUAUGAAUAUGAAUAUUCUAAACGAUGACAUUUAAUUUUUAUAAAUAUUUUAAUAACCUAGAUUUCUCUAUUAAUUUCGAUGCUGUAUGCUAGCGUAUAGUCGUUUUUUAAAUGCUUAAGACUAUUCUCACAUAACCUGCAAAGCGAAAAGAAAAUUAAUCGUAACAUAAUCGCCAAUAAUUUAAUACUUUGUUAAGUUCAAAAUUUAUAAUGAGAAUAAAAGAAAACACAUCAGAAUGAAAAUAUACAACAGAUGCGAAACAAUUAA